Trichobilharzia regenti is the source of this 5880-nucleotide messenger RNA. Lineage: Eukaryota; Metazoa; Platyhelminthes; Trematoda; Strigeidida; Schistosomatidae. The record is from the annotation of a GenBank genome assembly.
AUGACAACAGUUGAUCAUCUUUCCAAUACUGAAUGUACCGGUCUAGGUGAAAAAUACUAUGACUGCAAUAAUGCAUCACAUACAUGUGUUUUUACUAACUAUUUAAAUGUGUGUUGGACAAAACCUGAUUCAGUUUUAUGUGCUCUAAACAAAAUAGAAACUGCGCUUAACUCUUUGCUGUCGCAUAAAGACAUCUGUAAUGAUAUUUGUUCCUGUAUCACAGCCAAUAUUGAACGUCUGAUCAGUGCGCUGGUUUUUUCCUUAUCAUCAGAAGACAUUCUAUGUCGUCGUUCCGCCACACAAAAUUUGCGACUUAUUUUGCGUGUCGCGCUGUUCUCUUUGAAGUUGUCUAGGUUAGAUGGUUGUGUUAACUCCCUGAUUCGCCACGGCCUAUCACUCGCUAUUCAUUCUAGCGUGAGAUUGUCACUAUGUGCAGCACUCCCGCAAAUAUUUACUGCAGACUUAUUUCAUUCAUACAACAGAGAAAAUAUUGCUCAAGACUUUGAACCCCUUCUGCGUAGUUUAGUUGACUGCUUCAUUUCAUCUCUAGGCAAUAAGUCCGCUUACAAGUAUGCAUUUGUUUCUUUGCUCAAAAUGUUCGGUGAAGAUUUCUGCGCUUUUCUCCAUGAUACUUGGCAGUGUAAAACUGCUGACGGAGUUUUGUCUAGUGCUCACCUUAAGUUGUUUCACCGGUGGUCAAAUGGAAUUCUUCUGACAAAUAAAGAGAAUAACGUCGGUCAAAAUUCUAUACACCACUCGAUUUAUCCACUUGAAAACAGUGAAAAUCUAUUUCAAAUUUCAAGCUUGAAGUCUUCCGCACCCACUAGCAUGACUAGUUCGGAUUGUAUUCAAACUGGUGCUUGUAUCAUUCGUUAUGAAGAUGUGUGUCAACUUUUAUCAAAGUCCACAUUUAUCCAAUUAGUGGGUCACUUUAAGAGGGUAAAUAACAAGCCAGAAAAAGAUGCUCAUGUGAUUCAUCAGGCUGCAGAGGAAAUUCUGAAAACUGUAGUUUCUAGAAUUAAUGCUUCAUCAAGGAGAGGAACCAUAUUCGAGUACUUCUUCUUAGAAAAGUCAUCUAAAAGGGAGUUGUCACAAAAUCGUCCUCUCAUAUGUCUCAUGGAAUUGUUGAAAGUGUUUAUUCGCACUUCUAAUCUUAACGUAAUUCUCUGCUCUUUAGAAGUAGCAACAUUACUCACGCAUUCACUUCAGUGUGCAGGUAGUGAAAGUGACAGUGAAUUAAUGAACAGAGAUUUUACAUUCAGCUUCUCUGACUCCGAGUGGUUUACACGUCAGCUUCUCAGUAUAAUUUGUUUUGCUUUGAGUGAUAGUAAUUUGGUCGUUCGGGUUGCUGGUACUAAGCUUUCACUUGCAGCGGGAAGUCUACCUUUCAGUGCUAUGAUAAUUGUUCGUGAACUUGCUGGUGGUGUGCUUACUUACCAUGAUGAAUAUAAUACUGAAGAACCAAAAAAUGAAAUCGAGUUUACAAAUUACGAAUUCCCUGUCAGCAAAAUUGACCUGUUACACAAAGAAGCAGUCGAUCUCAUUACCACGUUACUUCUGACUUUUCCAAGUUCUGAGUUCGACCUAGCUGAGGUGUGUAAAUUGGUCAUACUUCCAGGAUUAACUGACUUAAAACUACAGGUACGGAUUGCAACGCUAGAUUGUAUAGCAGUUGCAGCUCAUCUCCUUGGUGCCGGUAAUUUGGAUUGCCUAUUAGCUGCUGUAUCACGUGCAGAUAAUUUUCUGUUAAAAACAGCUGGAAAUUUUCUACAAUCUUCUUAUCUAGAGAAAGAUGAAAGUCAGUCGACACCAAAGUAUUCAACAUUACUAGAAGCUGUACAACGUCGAUUAGCUAAACGUCAACUGCCACAGUUAGAUAGUCAUUCACGUGUAUUACGAACCAGUAAUAAUAGGGUACCUGGUGCAUCAAUAUUAGCUAAUACUCUGGGAUUAAGUCCUAAUCAGGGUAUAGAUCACACACAGUUGAAAUUGUGUAUUCCAACCUCAGGAAGUGUUACGCCUGCAACACCAGGUACUGUUACAUCAGGAUUCAAAAGUUCACGUCUGUCAGCGUCAGCAAAUCAAUUGGAUAUACUAUCGAAUUUCUCAACUGUUCAAAAGGUGAAAUAUAAUUAUCGUCGUCGACCUAGUGCUGGUUUAACACGCAGACAAAAUCAACUCCCUUGGGAUCCACGCACUAGUAUUGAUUUAUCUAGUUCAUAUCCUGGUAAAAUAUCAUCACGUUUAAUUCGUCGUUAUUCUAAUUGUAAUUUAUUCAAUACUACUGAUAAUACCGCUACUACUACUUCUACUACAACAACAACUACUACUAAUACAAUAACUGCUAUUACUACUACUACUACCUCUUCAACUGAAGUCAAUCACAAUUCUAAUUAUCUUCGUAAAACUAUUGAAAAUAAUGAUGUUCUGCCUACCAGUAACAAUUCUGUAGUCCACGAUUCUACAACUAAUAAACAUUAUAAUUAUGAUAAAUACACUAACAAUCAUAUUGCUGAUGACAGCAGUGAUAAUAAUGAUGACGAUUAUCCUAUGGACACCAAGUCAAGUACAACUCAUCGUAGUACUAUUAUUAAUGGAAAGCAUGCUGAUCCUCAAAAAACGACAAAUCAGCCACAAGAACAACAGCCGCAGCAGCAACAACAAGAAAAUUCUAAUCGACCUGUUAAUCCCACUUCUAAUUCACAUUUCUUCAAUAAUAAUAAUAAUAUAAAAUCUGACUUUAUGAAUUUAUCAUCAACAAAACGUUAUUCAUCGAAAACACAAUUUUCAGAAUUUGGUUCACAAAGUCUACCAGCUUCAGGUCGUUUAUCGCCUACUCUAAAGAGUAUAUCAGACCAGUCGACAUUUGAACAAAGCAGAUUAUUUCCUCUACGGUCUUCCCUUAAUAUGGCUAAAUCCACUUCAAAUAGUGAUGAACCAAGUUCAUUUACUACACCACGUCGAAGACCACGUUUAGCACCAAUUCGUCAUCCAUUCAGUGGAAAUCAAGUAGAUCAUUCUACACCUUGGACAGCACAGGAUCAAUCCGUUCAAAAUUCCAAUUUAAUUUCCACAUCACUUCCGUCAUCACUUCUACCGACUAGAGCUACAUUGGGUCGUCAAAGUGGUCGAUCACGUCCAACACUAAAUCAAGUCUUUAAUACAACAACAACUACUACUAAUUCUGCUACCAAAGAAGAUUAUUCAGAACGGAAUCGUUACGUCUAUAAUACUAUUACUCCAAACAGUGUAUUGACUACUGACUUUACCUAUCAUUCAUCUUCACGUACCUCGCCUAAUAAUAGAAAUGUAACUCUCCACAAUCGAAAUAUCAAAUCAGAUAGAACUGCUUCAUAUAAUAAAUUGGAUUAUUGUACUACAACUCGAACACAAACUGACUCUGAUCCUUUUCAUGAUUAUUAUUAUGAUGACUAUGAUGACAAUGAUGUUGAAGAAGAGAUUUACGAUGAAGAUUAUGAAUCUGAUGAAGAGUACACAGAUACUGGAGGUGGUGGUGAUGAUGAUGAGACGACUAGAACAAUAGACAACGGAAAAUUUUCACAAAGAAAUCGAUCAACUAAGCCUAGUUGUUCAUUGCCUGCAAGUGCAUUACCAUUAAAACUGGAUAAUAAUGAUACAGUUUUAUCAAAUACAACAUCAAGUUGUGAAAUGCCUGAGGUAUCAAGUAUCCGCAGUGCUGCAUCACAUCGACGUGCAAUGCGAUUAUUUGAAGAAGCUGAAAACCCUAUUACUAAUUCCACAACACCUAUAUCAUCCUUAAAGGUGACAAAGGUAUCUCCUACAAGUUUAUCGAAUACUUGUAUACAUACGUCUAGUACAGAUAUAAAUCAUGCAAAUUCAAAUCUAUCUGGUCCUGUACUAACACCAGCUGUUGUUCCUGCUAUGCCAUUACAACGUUUAAUUCCUGGAAAAGCUUCAGCUAAAAGACGUGGAAAUCUACCUAUAAAUGAUUCAGUGGAUAAUGUAUAUAAAUUAGGUGGUGGUAGUGGUGAUUUCAAUACUAUUGGUGGUGAGAAUAUUUCACCUAAAACGCCUACAAAUUGUAAUAAGUCAGAGAUAGACAGAAAACAUUCUCAAGUAUUACAAGAACAACAAUUGACAAAGUAUUCAUCACCAUCAUCUAGUACUACUGUAUCGAGUAAAUAUAAUCCGUAUGUUGGAGCAUCAUUCCGUGAGAAUCGAGAUUAUGCAGGAUUAGUGAUUGGACGAGCUACUGGAAGUCCUUUACCGACAACGACAACAACUACCUCAGGUGAUAUGCAUCAACAAUAUCAAAGUAUUGAAAGGAGACCAUUGAAAGGUCAACAUAAUAUUCAAUCCACUAUACCCAAUCCAAGCGGAUCAUUGAACCAUUUACCCUCAACAGACACCACAUCCCAGGCACCAGCAGGGAAUACCAAUAGUACAGCUACACCGUCCUCCACUACUACUACUACUACUUCUUUCAAUGUUGUUGGUCGAAGUUUGUUUGAUCAACCAUUAAUGACAAGUGGGAAAUCACAUAUUCCACAGUCGUCAUCAUCUCCGUCAAUAAAUAAAGUGAUCACUGGGAAUAAUAUUAACUCGAGUGGAAGGCAAACACCUGGUAAUUUCAAACAUGCUGAACAUAAUCAGAUAGAUCACAAUGUAUAUCAUAUAUCAAAAGAUAACGAACUAGAAGGUUCUAAUGUUUUACUCGGUAUUGGUAUAAAUGAAGCAACAUAUGUUACAUCUGCGCCUAAUGUUAAUGAUGGAGAUUCUAAAGGAACUCAAGAAACAUGUGUAUCGCAUAGUUUUCGACAAAGAAUAUUGCAAAAGAAAUCUAAAAAACUACAAAAUUUACGUGACAAUUCAACACUUCCGUCUAAACAACAGACGCCAAAUACUUCCCCUCUUACACUUCAUCAGUUAGAAAUUAAUCAGAAUAAAACAAAUCCUGAAACAACAGAAUGUACUUUCAAUGUCGACAAUGAAAAAUCUUUCUCCCGAUUAGAUUCAAAUGAACAUCCUCCUAGCCAUUCAACAUGGCCACCUCCAUCAUCGAACAACUCCUCCUCAAGUAUUACGACUGGUGGCAGUGGUGUAUCUAUAGCGUCUUCAACAAGGCGUCGUCUACCCGCUGAAAACUCUUUAUCAAGAGGUUCUUUGAAUAAUACCCUUGUCAAUAAUUCAGGAAAUUCGAAUGAUCCAAUGCACCCUAUGUCCCAUUCUACAGAUACUUCAGUCAAUAGUGGAGAUACAUCUAUGAAAUUAAGUGAUUAUGAUAAAAAUCCCCUACCAGAUAAACCAUUACUUAAAGGUGGUAAAUCAGUUGGAAGUCUUUCUGGAACUCCACCAACACUACCAAGUGCUCUUAAUCUAGUCAGCUCAGAUGAUUGGGAGGAUAAAGUCAGUGGACUUGAAUUACUGGCUCAAAUAUUCACUGAACAAUCAAUACACUUAGUGCAGACUACACAAACUGGUUCAGCGUCUGCAGGUUCUUCAAGACAACCUGCAACCAAUUUAUCUACAUCUGCACCAACAUUGGUUAUUACUUCAGAGACACUUAGUCAAACUGUACAGGCAGUAAUUACAGAAUGUAGAAAUUUACGCUCUCAGGUUUCACGUCAAGCUGUACAAACUAUGGGUAGUUUAUUUCAGGGAUUGAAUAGAGCAAUGGAUCCACACGUGGAUGUAUGCAUACGUGUAUUAUUAAGUAAAUGUGGAGAAGCUGCUGCAGCUUUCCUACGUGAUGAAGUCAGUGUGAUAAUGGAUGAAGUAGUUCAGUAUGCCAGUCCAUCACGUACAUUACAAGCAUUAAUACAACACGGAUUAGGUCAUAAAAAUCCAGCUGUUCGACUUCAAACAGCCCUACUUGUUUCUCGAAUAGUCGAGAAUUGA